This is a messenger RNA of Enhydra lutris kenyoni (northern sea otter), 1023 nucleotides long. Its product is annotated as Fc receptor like 6. Gene Ontology annotation, molecular function: transmembrane signaling receptor activity. Lineage: Eukaryota; Metazoa; Chordata; Mammalia; Carnivora; Mustelidae. The record is from RefSeq and is a predicted model, not a curated record. Gene Ontology annotation, biological process: cell surface receptor signaling pathway.
AUGGGAUCCCAUUCCUGUGUCUCACACAGGAGGUUGUACCUCCGAACCUCGCCAAACCCCAUGUUUGAGGGCAACAUCCUGACUCUGCAGUGCCAAGGAUGGCGGAAGGUAGCUCUGUCCCUGGCCAAGUUCUACAAAGAAGGGAAAUCACUCCAUGACCCAAAGGGCAAACGGUUUCUGCCCAUGGGGACAGCAACACUGGAAAGCAACAGCCAGUACAGCUGCACUGGGAAAGCAACCUUCCCCCCGCACCUAGGCACACAAAGGUCAGAUAUGACCACGUUUCAAGUCCAAGAGCUGUUCCCACCUCCAGUGCUGCGCGCCGUCCCUUGUCCCAAGCUCCAUGAGGGGAGCCUGCCGACCCUGAGAUGCCAAACGGAGCUGCAACCCCAGAGGUUGGCCUCGAGUCUCCUCUUCUCCUUCCACAAAGAUGGCUGCACCUCACAGAACCAGGCCCACUCAGAGCUCUGCCUCCCAGAAACCUGGGAGGGAGCCUCUGGGCUUUACUGGUAUCAGGCCACCACGGAGGAACAGGUCCAGAAACAGAGCCCCCAGCUGGAGGUGAGGGUACAAGCUCCUGUGUCCCAGCCUAUGCUCACCCUGAGACCCAGGUCCACAGACCUUGCUGUAGGGGACGCAGUGGAGCUCCUCUGUGAGACCCAGAAUGGCUCCCCUCUAAUCCUGUACUCAUUCCACUUGAACGGGAAGAUCCUGGGGAACCAGGGGGCUCCCCAUGGAAGAGCCACCCCCUUCCCCUUCACUGUGACGUCAGAGCAGGAUGCUGGGAACUACUCUUGCCAGGCCAAGAACGAUGUCUGCAAUGAGACAAGUGAGCCCAGGACGCUCUCCCUAGAUGGGAAGUCCGGGGCCUGGGUUGAGGUAGCUGAGUACCGUCGACAUUACCGAUCUACCACCACCACAAUUAUCCCUGUCAUCUCUGUCCCCACCACAAACACCACUGUGACCACCAUAAUGACGGUCUUCAACAUCGUCUCCCCCACACCACCCCUGCUGCCACCCUAA